AAAAUAACCACGUCCACUAGUCCCAAUACCAUGCCUUAGCUAUAUAUAUUGCCCCCUCCUUCCUUUAUUAAUCAAGCUGAGCUCUCCUCAAUGGACAAUGCCAAUAUCUUACUCCUCCUCUAUGGCUUCUUGGCUGUUCUCAUUGGAGGAAGUGAAGCAAAUGUAAGUGGAGUUCAGAAACUGUUUGUGUUUGGAGAUUCAUAUGCUGAUACUGGAAAUCUUGGGAAGCUUGAUAGGAGUUUGACAAGGUGUUGGUAUGAGCCUUAUGGCAUGAGUUUUCCUCGUAAGCCUACUGGUCGGUUUUCCGAUGGAAAAGUCCUUUCCGAUUUCAUCGCUUCUUUCAUUGGAAUCAGAUCUCCAGUUCCUUACAAAUUUCGUCGAAGAGUCAGUUCCGAUCUCUUGAAGUAUGGAAUGAACUUCGCUGUUUCAGGAACAGGAGUUUUCGAUCUGGGAAAUUUUCAGCGAAAUCUCUCUGCUCAGGUUGAUACAUUUCAGGGUCAGAUCAAUGAAAGUGUGUACACAAAAUACGAUAUCCAGUCUUCUAUAGCGCUUGUCACGAUAUCUGGAAAUGAUUAUCAUCAGCUUUUUGAUAAAAAUUGUACUCGAAAUGAAAUUCUGGACUAUAUCAAGAAUGUCACUGAUAAUCUCAAGCUAGAACUAAAGAGAAUUCAUAAUCUUGGAGUAAACAAAGUGUUGGUAACAAAUCUAACCCCACUAGGGUGCGCUCCUCUCGUAACCAGGAAAUACAACUAUAAAGGUUGCGACAAAACGAAAGGUUUAGCCGUUGAAGGACACAACAUGAAUCUCAAUGCAGCCGUUUAUCAGUUAAACGCAAAGAAAAACAGCAUUUCAUCAGAUUUCGUCGUCCUCGACCUUCAUUCUGCUUUCUUGUCUAUUAUCAAUCAAGAGAAAGGAGCGAGGAAAUUCAACCACAUAUUUAGGCCCUGCUGUGAAGGAAAACUGGAAAGUUUCAGCUGUGGACAGGUCAACGAUGAGGGAGUUGAGCAGUACAGUUUAUGUCGGGACCCAAGCGAGUAUUUGUACUGGGAUUCUGUACAUCCAAGUCAAGCUGGAUGGGAUGCAGUGUUCCAGCAAAUCAAGCCUUUCCUUUAUAAGACACUUGAAGAGGAACUGAGAUUUUAAUACUUUUUUUAUUUUGAUCAGUGGCCGGUUUGUGUCUGUAGUUUGUUUUCCCUCCUUAAUUGUAAUUCAAAAUGAAUGAAGUGAGAGAGAGUUUUCGGCUUGAUCACAUUUAUGACUAUGACUAUGAAAAUGCUGGCAGUGUUACUUUGGA
This is a messenger RNA of Asparagus officinalis (garden asparagus), 1294 nucleotides long. Its product is annotated as GDSL esterase/lipase At5g03610-like. Gene Ontology annotation, molecular function: hydrolase activity, acting on ester bonds. The transcript is spliced from 5 exons. The record is from RefSeq and is a predicted model, not a curated record. The coding region runs from base 91 to 1143 and encodes 350 amino acids. NCBI's taxonomy places the organism in Eukaryota, Viridiplantae, Streptophyta, Magnoliopsida, Asparagales, Asparagaceae.